Messenger RNA from Saitoella complicata NRRL Y-17804, 507 nucleotides. RefSeq lists its product as uncharacterized. The transcript has a single exon. Bases 127 to 402 code for a protein of 91 amino acids. The record is from RefSeq and is a predicted model, not a curated record. NCBI's taxonomy places the organism in Eukaryota, Fungi, Ascomycota, Saitoellomycetes, Saitoellales, Saitoellaceae.
UUCCCUUCCCUAUGCGCGGCAACUCUAAAAGCUGAUCUGCGUGUGGUCUGAGACAAGUGCCGCCCACGUAGAUCUGAGAUCAGGCAGAGAUCGUGGAUGGCAGCGGACCUUUAAGAGCUGGCCGAGAUGGCGAGAUUGGCUCACCUGCGACUGUUGCUGUUGCUGAUGCUGUUGCUGUUGCUCUUUGUCUGUCUCCGUUCUCUGUUCUCUGCUCUUUGUCUGUCUCUGCUCUCCGUUCUCAGGGGCGACCCACGCGACCUGUCACUUCCACGCAUUUCGCAACUCCCUACGAAGGUGGCGGGGCGCUUCCCUACUCAAUUUCACAGACACCUGUUACACGCAUACACGCAUACACGCAUACAUCACCAGUUACAACACGCUUACAUCAUCAACCAUAUCUAGAUCUUGCUGCAACAACGGUCUCGGUAUGACGGCGUCGGUUUCGAGCAUGGAAACUCGGUCAGCACUGAUGGACCGGUCGACCGUUGGGAUUGGCCAAGCACGGUU